AAGAAUUGAUUUAUUUUAUUAUCAUUCUAAGUAUAUCAUUGAGGGUGAGUCAGAAAAAAAAAUUGGUCCGCCCAAAGGCUUGGUCUGUCACAGAUUUGGCCCACAAACGCAAAUAUUUCAUCCACAGGCCAAAUCUUUUGAUUUAUGGGGGCUAUUUAUUUACUAUCAAAGUCACUGUUUCAUAGGUUAUCCAUGACAUAUUUCUAUUCCAUCACUGACAGAUGACUAACAGCAUAGAUAACAGUAACUACAAUGCCAAAACAACAGCUUUUUAUCUACAUAAUUUUAUGGAGUAUACAGACAGCUUUCCCACAAGAGAACGCACCAAAUUGCCAAACUGGUGCUGGUGCCGCAUCGAAAAUUCGUACGGCAGGCACCGGUACUGUUUUAUUCACUUCCGCAGAUGUGUACAAAACCUGUUGGUCCCAAGACGAAAUAGCCGUCCUCACUGCCAGAAUGAUCCUGGAGGACGUCAUCCCUGAAACUCGCAUGAUUUCCAUUCGUUGUAACGACGAUGUAAGCGAUCUAGUCGAAUAUUUUAAGUCUAUCAUCAACGCCAUUCGUUCCUGCGCGAAAAGUCGUAAGAAACACAUCAUGUUACAAGCUCUAACGGACUUGUUGGGUGGAUACCUUCAUCACGCGGUCCUUCCAAUAGCCAGGAAAGGUUAUUACGCCGGAGUUAUCGAUUUCGAUUACAUAGAAAAACUUAUCCAGCUGUACGAAGAACUUAAAUGGUUUCUUCGUACCAACGGACAAGGCUGGACAACACCUCUAAUAGUGAACAAAGAGAUAAAUGCUCCUCCGGUAGAUUUAGAGAAAGAAUUUCCGACAAAGGACAGCAACUCGUCAUGUUUAAAGCUGCUCUUUUAUGAGCACGAACCUCUGAAAGCCCGAAAAAGACGAAACGUAAACUUAGAAAAAGGUAUUUAUUUUCCAUUACCUUUUUUCGAUUCGAAACACAGACCAUCGGCGAUUGUGGUACCGCUAAAGAAGAACGCGUUGAGAAACAUAGAGUCUCGAAGAGCGGCAUAUGUCCUAAUGAAGUACUACAUGACGGCUAGCAGGUGCCUUAAAGAGAAACAAGCUAGACCUGAAUUAGUGCAGAAAUUCCAAAAUAACCUGUUCACUUUUAUAGAUCACGAAGUAAUGCCGAAAUUGGGUGACGACAAGUUUUACGCCGCUUUCGGUGGAGUGGAACGAAUUCUAAAAACUCUAAAACAUUCAGGUGCCAGAGCAGGUGAAGUUUCUUGUAACGAAGAUGAAGGAGCAGGCGAAGAAGAAUUAGGAGCACUUCCAUCAGAUACUGACGGAGGACGAACCAAGAUGUUCUUGAUCGCGAUGCUUAUCGUUAUUUUCGCCUGGUUUAUCAUCGGGACUUGUUUCAUUUGCUAUCGCAUGAGAAACUCGAAAAAAGCAACUGAUAUAAAAGAUAAAAAACGCAGUAGUACGGACGGUUCCACGAGUUGCUCAUCAAAGUGGUCGUCUUUCCUAUCAAAAUCCUCCAGUCGCAGUUCAAGUAAGAACCAGUACUGUAAAUGUUGCGAAUCGUUAAUCAGCGAAAAAUCCGGGCAAGAUUACGUAUCGACGAGCGAUUAUAGCGAGGAAAAGACGAAAAAGAAACCGAAAAGACGACUUUUUGGUUCGUGCGGCAAGAGAAGCACUCAAAGUUCUCCCUGUAUUUGUACGGGCAGCGAUUCCCCCCCAAUUAUUGAAGCGAAACAGUCAGCUAAAGUGUUGCCUUCCAUAGCGGAAAUGUCGGAAAAAUCGCAACCGAAAGAGAAAAAAUCGAAUUUAUUAAGGAAAAUCACGUUUGCGAAAGAGUCGAGUUUCUCUAGCAGCGAGGGCAGUUCGAAACCUUGCGCUCCGCCAUGGUUGAAGAUAAAGAACACCGUACCGUGUCCGGCAUAUUCCGAUAAAACAACGAAUUACACUUCUUCGAAAUCAAACUCGAACGAAACAAAUAAUCUCGAUACUGUACCUUUAGAUCAGUCUACAAAAAAAGAUAGUGAUGUAGAAACUACGCAAACUCAGGAGACUCACGAAGAUAAGUCGAUGCAAAGCAGUUCGAAUGAGCACAAUUUAAAGAAGUGGUAUCAGUCAAAGAAAAAUGAGCAUGAAACUUCAACGGAGGCGAUGGAAGACUUGUCAGCAUCGGAGCAUCACUCUAAAGAGGAAGAAAAUAAAGAGGAACCCGCAGAUGCAAACUACGAUACUUUUCACAUGUCUGCAUGUCACACCAGUAUGAGCGGUGCGUACGAUUUGUACAGGAAAAGUCCGGAUUAUAAUAAACCGUUUAUUUUCGGGUACGAUUUUCAAACGACUACUUCUUCGGAUAUGAGUGAAGAUGAGGACGAUUGAAAUCAUUUUGAAACAUACGAGAGUACUAAAAUGUGUAGAUAAAGCAAUGUAAUAUUAAUAAUAUAAUGUACGAUAGUGAUGUGGAAUAUAAUAUACAAAUAGCAAACUAAAGCUUUUCAUUUCUUUAAAAUUAAAAAAAAACAUUAAGUAUAAAAAUUUCACACUUUAAAAACCAAACCUAAUAAUUUUAUUUUUACGUGGUAUUUGGUAAUAAAAUGCCGUUUCUUUCUCUAAUAAUCAGACAUUUAAGUAUUUUCUCAGUUUCAAGUAAAAUGAAAUACAAAGACAAUCAGAGUAAAAUUUUCUUUGUCCAACAUUUAUUGUUAGGGGAUUUUUUUAAUGUAAAAUAUUUUUUUUU
Molecule: messenger RNA, 2716 nt
Organism: Sitophilus oryzae (rice weevil)
Lineage: Eukaryota; Metazoa; Arthropoda; Insecta; Coleoptera; Curculionidae
Exons: 1
Coding region: 253-2358 (701 amino acids)
Source: RefSeq, a predicted model, not a curated record